Messenger RNA from Diuraphis noxia (Russian wheat aphid), 828 nucleotides. RefSeq lists its product as uncharacterized. The record is from RefSeq and is a predicted model, not a curated record. Gene Ontology annotation, biological process: sleep; positive regulation of voltage-gated potassium channel activity; regulation of synaptic transmission, cholinergic. Lineage: Eukaryota; Metazoa; Arthropoda; Insecta; Hemiptera; Aphididae.
ACGGUUCACAGCAGCGACGCGUAUUCCGACGCCGCCGGCCUUUGAGUGCGCCGUCGCCCGCGAUUGCAGAUAAUAAUAAUAAUAAUAAUAAUAAUAGUAUAAUAAUAAUAAUAAUAAUAUCAUACUCGCGGCGUAGACUCGACGCUGCCCCGGGGCCCUUGUGUUGCGCUCGACCGUCCCGACACGCACCAUGUCCUGCACCGUCACGUCCGUCGCUUACGCCGCGAUAGCGUUGAUCGCCGUCUCGAUCGUUUUCAACACACACGCCGUCAAGGCAGAAACUGAGAUACGGUGUUAUGUAUGCAACAGUCAUAAUGACACGGAUUGUGCUCAAGAAAWACUUCCAGAUCGUUUUAAAACCGAUUGUUCAAAAUUAAAUAUAGGUGUUUCGGAGAAUAGUCGCAAAAAUUAUACCCUCUGCAGAAAGAUCAUACAAACAAUCGAGCCGGAGGUCAACGGAUUGCCAUCAGAUAAAAAUCGGAUCAUUAGGACAUGUGGCUGGGACGCUUCAAAUUACAAUAAUAAAUGUUACCAUCGAUCCGGAUUUGGUGGUAAACAGGACGUGUGCACUUGUAUGACAGAUUAUUGUAACUCAGCGCAAAAGACAUACAUAGCUUUUGCCACUGUAGUGGCAGCAACAUUCGCUAUCCUUAUUUUGUAGAAACGAGAAUAUUUUUCUCAAACUCGAGAUAAAAAUUUCUGAUUUGAGCAUGGAGCCAUGGAUACAUGUAUUUUUUAUUACUGUUAAGAAGUCUUUGAAUAAAACCAGCAUCUGGUACCUCCAUGACAAAAAAUAAACUUUGAAAAUAAAAAACACUGUUUUUAUUA